This is a messenger RNA of Scheffersomyces coipomensis, 1590 nucleotides long. RefSeq names its product sugar porter family MFS transporter. Gene Ontology annotation, molecular function: carbohydrate:proton symporter activity. The record is from RefSeq and is a predicted model, not a curated record. Bases 1 to 1590 code for a protein of 529 amino acids. Gene Ontology annotation, cellular component: plasma membrane. The transcript has a single exon. NCBI's taxonomy places the organism in Eukaryota, Fungi, Ascomycota, Pichiomycetes, Serinales, Debaryomycetaceae. Gene Ontology annotation, biological process: transmembrane transport; carbohydrate transport.
AUGUCACAACAAGCUUUAACAACUGCAGAUACCACUCCAGUUCAAUCACACACUGAUAAGGAAUCAGAAGAUAUCCAACCAGUACAAGCCAUCGGUCAAGCCUUGCCAGAAAAAGGGUUCAAAGAUUAUAUCUUAAUUUCAUUUUUCUGUUUAUUAGUCGCCUUUGGUGGUUUCGUCUUCGGUUUCGAUACUGGUACUAUUGGUGGUUUCUUAAAUAUGUCUGAUUUCCAACAAAGAUUCGGUGAACUUAAUGAAGCUGGUAACUAUACUGUCUCCGAUAUUAGAACUGGUUUAAUUGUCUCCGUCUUCAACGUUGGUUGUUGUAUUGGUGGUCUCUUCUUAUCUAAAAUUGCUGAAAUUUAUGGUAGAAGAAUUGGUUUAAUGUUCUCUAUGGUUAUCUAUAUUGUCGGUAUUGCAGUUCAAAUCUCAUCUCAAUAUCAAUGGUAUCAAGUUAUGGUCGGUAGAAUCAUCAGUGGUUUAGCUGUCGGUACCGUCUCAGUCUUAUCUCCAAUGUUCAUUUCUGAAACUGCUCCAAAGAGUUUAAGAGGUCCAUUAGUCUGUUGUUUCCAAUUAUGUAUCACAUUAGGUAUCUUCUUAGGUUACUGUAUCUGUUAUGGUACUAAAGACUUAACUGACUCUAAACAAUGGAGAAUUCCAUUAGGUUUAUGUUUCUUAUGGGCUUUAUUCUUAAUUGUUGGUAUGGUCUUUAUGCCUGAAUCUCCAAGAUACUUAGUCGAAAAAUCAAGAAUUGAUGAAGCUAAGAAAUCCAUCGCUAGAUCUAACAAAGUCGAAUCUGAAGAUCCAUUUGUCUAUAAUGAAGUUCAUUUAAUCCAAGCUGGUAUUGAUAGAGAAGCUCUUGCUGGAUCCGCCUCAUGGAUGGAAUUAAUCACUGGUAAACCAGCUAUCUUCAGAAGAGUUAUCAUGGGUAUUACUUUAACUUCCUUACAACAAUUAACUGGUAUUAACUAUUUCUUCUAUUAUGGUACUACUAUUUUCCAAGCUGUCGGUUUAGAAGAUUCUUUCCAAACUUCCAUUAUCUUAGGUACUGUUAACUUCGUUUCUACUUUUGCUGGUAUUUGGGCUAUUGAAAGAUUAGGUAGAAGAGUUACUUUAUUAAUCGGUUCAGUGUUUAUGUUCAUCUGUUUAUUAAUCUACUCAUGUAUUGGUUCAAUUAACUUAUACAGAGCUGAUGGUUCCACUAAUCAAACUUCAGGUAAUGUUAUGAUUUUCAUCACUUGUGUUUACAUUUUCUUCUUUGCAUCCACUUGGGCUGGUGGUUGUUAUACUAUUAUCUCAGAAACUUAUCCAUUAAGAAUUAGAGCCAAGGCUAUGGCUGUUGCUACUGGUGCUAAUUGGAUGUUAGGUUUCUUAAUCUCCAUGUUAACUCCAAUGAUCACUAAAGCUAUUAACUUCUACUUUGGUUUUGUCUUUUCAGGUUCAAUGUUAGUUUCUUGUUUCUUUGUUUACUUCUUUGUUUGUGAAACUAAAGGUUUAACUUUAGAAGAAGUUGAUCAAUUAUAUGCUGCUAGAGUUGCCCCAUGGAAAUCCACCAAUUGGGUACCACCAACUGAAGAAGAGGUUGAUGCUUAA